Gryllus bimaculatus (two-spotted cricket) is the source of this 4031-nucleotide messenger RNA. The record is from the annotation of a GenBank genome assembly. NCBI's taxonomy places the organism in Eukaryota, Metazoa, Arthropoda, Insecta, Orthoptera, Gryllidae.
AUGAAUGGAAUUCAUGUCAACGAAUUGGACAUCGAGGGCAACUACAUCAGCGUGCCGCAGAUGGCGGUGUCGUCGCAGGCGUUCUCGGCGCAGCCGGGUGCUAGCACGUUCGUGAGCAUGCCGAUGACGACCACCGCAUGGCGGCCGCCAAGCCCUGGCGCCGGCCCCGCGGCCAGCGGCGGCGGCGCGCGGCGGCGCUUGCACCCGGGCGCCUUGCGCCGUCUCCACCGCCACAACUUCGCCACCAACUUCUACAUCCAGACCGGCGCGUCGCCCCCACCCGCACUCGCACACGCCGGGCCCCGUCCCACGCCCACGCCGGCGCCCACCCCACCCCGGCGCCCACGCCCACGCCGCGAGCAGUCCGGCCCCGGCCCGGCGCCCCUCGGCCCCGGCGCCGCGCCCGGCCCGCCCCCGCAGCAGGCCCAGCAAGCAAGCAGAGCAGCAGGGCGUGCGGCCUGGCCAAGCUGCAAGCAGCUCACCAACGGCCUGGAGAUCCUGCCGCCGGCGCCCAUGCAAACACACAUGACGCCGCCGCCGGCCGUGAACCUGGACGCCGCCGCCGCUGCACACCCGCACGAGCACGAUCCCGAACGCCGCCGCCGCGCCCCCGCGGCGCCCGCACCCAGAUUGCUGGACGGCACAGCAGCAGGCGGCGGCGGCGGCGGCCGCGGCCACGCGCACGCUCUCCACGCCGCCCGCCCUCCCCGCCAACCUGCAGACGCAGAUGACGCAGAUGACGCUCGCCAACUACCACAAACCAACAUGAACGUGAACAACCUGGCCACCACGGUGGCGCCGCCGCCGCCCGCCUCCAUCGCCACGCCCAGUCGCACGGCGUCGCGCGCCUCGGCCAACAGCGGGCCCACCCCCGUCGGCGUCACGAUGCAGGCAGCGGCGGCAGCAUCAUCAAGAGUUUCACCCAAUGUCACCAUCAACCCAAAUUUGGUUGCUGCUGCUCAGUAUGGUACCGCUUUAAAUGGUUACCGAAUGGCAGCUCAGCAGACUGCAACAGGAACUGUUACAGGCUAUAUUACAAAUACUGCUGCUGGGUUCAUCAACCAAGCGCAAAUACCAAUGCAAAUGGGUGUGAUGAAUAUGGCAGCGCAAACACAAUAUCAAGAUCCAGCUGCUUUGCAAAGAGCACAGCAGAAUACAAUGUAUACAACUUACGGCUACAUCAAUGGCAGCCUAAUGCAACCUUUGAACAGUACUAUGCGCAGAUAGUCAUCAGCCCCUGGACAUGGCUCAGAGCCUUGUCCACGGCCAUAAGCGAAGGCCACAAGAAACCUUUCAGUAUUUUUCUCAAGAAGUGUUUAGAACGCUCUGGAAGUUAAACCUUGACAGAGGUCAUCUCAUAGUUUUUGUAUGAUAUGAAUUUGAACAUUUAAUGGAGAUUCAUGCCCUCACUAUGAAGAUGGUUUUGAAAUAAUUGUCUUUCGGAUUUUCAAAGAAGAUGAAAUAUUUUAAUGAAAAUCAGGAAAGUGCAAAAACAUUUGACAAAUUCCAUGCAAGCUUUGCACAAUUGUUAUGGAAGGCAAGAAUGUGUGAUAGAAGGACUUCACUGAUUGGCAGCGAAAUAAAUGUAAUAUUAUAGCUCUAAUCAAUUGAACUUGUAAAAUGUAAAGACUUUAGGUUAGAAGUGACCCUAGUCGAAUUGACAAUUUUUGGCAGUACUUAGUGACAUCUAUAUAAGUGGGUUUUCAUACCCUAGGAGUGCGUUUGUACCAAAUACUAAAGUGUGAAGUGAAAACGGAGGCCUUUGCAUAGAGGCCAGACAUCACAUUGCUACUUAAGAGUUGUGAUAUAAAUACAAAUGUGAAGUGAGUGUUUGUAUGGAUGUAUAUAUAAGGCAAGUAAAUGUUUUUGUUUGAUGAAAGUAAAUGUAUGUUGUGUCCACUGCGAAAACUGUUGUUUCACCCCAUGCAAGUUUGUGUUGUAACUUUUAUUGCCACUUAUAUCAUCAUUGAACGUAUGUGUACAUUGGGAGUAAAUAUGCUCUCUAGAAAUGUUUUCCUCUUUUUUACAUUUUUAAUUGCUGUUUUCAUCUACUUGUCUUUAAAAACUUUGCAACAUCCUUGCAGUGAGAGUUUUAUGUUAGAAGUGGGUUAGAAAAUACUGGUUUGCACUUUACGAGACCAGCUUUGUAUAGUAUUAACGGAACAAAACAGUCUAUUGACACCUGAUGUCUGUUGUAAAAUACACAUUUCUUCAUUUUUUCCACUUUCUUCUUUGUGCUCUAUAUUGUGGGUCUUUUGCAUAUGUUGAUCAAAGGCGUCUGUUCUCUGAAAUUUUUGAGUUUAUUAAUAUACUGUUACAAAUUAAAUAUAGCUCUGUAACUUGCAGCAAGUGUCAAGUCUGAUAAUUUAGAGCAUGCUUGUGGACCUCAUAUUUUCUUUUAGUUGUAGUAAUGUACUGUGUGUCAUCUGGAUCAUAGCAAUGUUAAUGCUAGUACACUAGAUUUUCACACUUUUUGUAAUUUUAACUGAUUCAAGACUGUUCUAUUGAAGUAGGACAUGUAUAUGUUGAAGACUGUGAUUAGGUAGAUGAGAAAGGCCACAUUCUAUUGUACAUUUUGUGCAAAGGUGUGUGUGUGUGCUGAUGCAUGUGUGCUGAUGCGAGAAUGAAGGGCAUUGUCGAAGAAAUACUGUUUGGAGCGCAAAUAUUUCCCCAUGGUACAAAUUUUCCCGUUUAAGGGAUGUUUUUAUAUAUGUAAAAAUUGAAAAAAGAACUUAUAUUACUUUGUUUUAUAGUGCAUAUUGAAAAUGGUGUGGAUAGAUGACUAGCAGGGGAUUGUAGUAUGUUGGCAACUGCACUGUUAAGUAGAUUUGAUUGUGAAGAUUUUUGCAGUUGGAGCAGUCAAAAGCUUUAAAAAAAAACAUACAAGGGAAAUGAUUCAGAAGUGUUGAAUGUUUUGUUGUUGGCUUCUGUUGAGAUUUAUUGACUGAAUGUUGAUUUUAAACAAGAUCUGGUUCUUCUCUUUAGUAUUAUCUUUCUUCUAAACUGUAAAGAGCUCAAUGCUACUUGUAGAGCAAAGCCCACUGGUACAGACCACAGAUUAUUAUAUAGCUUUGUUGUGCUAUCUCUGGAUAUAUUUAUAAUGGGUACAAGUGAUAUUAGUGUAUACAAAAAGUAUUCAAGCUGUAAGCUGUAUUUACUUAAGUUUUUGUCUCUAAAAUACUGUACAUUUUUCUUAUAAUAAUUAUUUUUAUGAACAUAAGGAGAGAAACACUAAGAGACAAAAAUUAAGCUAACAUUUCUUUUUCAUGUACAGACUGUAAGUGGUUGCAACAGAAGUGUUGUAGACAGCUGCAAGAAUGUUUAGUUCUGCUUUUAGAAGCACACGAGUCUGAUCUGUUUACUUUGUAGAUUUACCCAUGUCUUUAGUGAGGCUGUAUAUAUGACGCUAACUAUAAAGCUGUUAAUACACUCAUAAUGUAAAGUACAAGAAAUUGUUUUUUAUUAUUUUUUUAUUUCUACCCUGUUAUUUGCAGUAAUAGAAGAGGACUUAAUUAAAUGAUUCAGAUAAUCAAUAUAGUCUAUAUUGUAUUCAGGUGAAAACUUUCCACAAUUUUUGGUGAAGACCCUUUUCAACACAUGACCUUAGUCAAUUUUUCAAUGUUAUGUGGAGGAGAUUAUUGAAAUCCAAAUUAACUCUUUCUUUUCUUUUUUGAUAGACGAAAAACCCAUUGUUUCUUAACUUGUAACUCAUUGGCUGAUUCAGACAAUACAUGCAACUAGGUGUGUUCCAUUACCUUUUGAAAAAAAGAAAUGAGUUAAAACCUUUGGCAGGUUUCUUCAAAACCUUAGGUUAGAAAUCUUAAGAUGGAUUGUAUCUUUUUGUGGUUGAUAUUAAUUCGUUUUUUUCAUAUUCAUAAAUCUUAACACAACUUUUGAACCUAAAAUGGGUGGAUUUGGAGAAUAGGGGACUGGUACUUUUAGAAAAGUAAUUAAUGAAGCUAUUGCACUUCCAGAUGGAAAUUAUUAGACUUAUCAUUCUAUUGGUGGAAAUCAAAGAAUUAUUAUUAAGU